AUGUCUUCCGACUCUUCUUCAAACUCCGAAGCCGCCAUUCUUCCUGAACACCGCAGGGAAGAAUCGUCCACCGACAUCUCGGGCUCGAGAUCUACAGAGCAUUCUUCGAAUGCUUCUUUGGUUCGGAAGAAUUCCCGGGUCGUCGAGGUUAGCUCUAGUAGUCGAGUUCCGAUUCGAGCUCCGGAGCGGAUGGAUCGGAAUCUCCGUGGGUCCGAGGGUCAGGCUCCCAAUGACUUGGUCUUGGGACGGGAGCCUGACGUGAAGACAGAUGAAGACGCUCCACCGCGCGAGGUCGGGGAAGGAGGGACGCAGGACCCAAAUGAUGAUGACAUGAUGCCGAUCAUGGAUCGGCCAUGUGUAUGCGCUCCGGUGAAAUCCACCUUGUCGUCUCCGGAGACAGUCCGGGCUGCUAUGCUGAUCGGCGGAGCCCCUCCCGGGAUUAUCAUUCAAGUUCCCGAACCGGAAGAGCGCCCUUGGGAUGCACCCGAGGGCUUCAUUUGUGUCUACGAAGCUUAUUUCCGCGAGGCCGGAUUGAAAUUUCCCCUGCCCCGGUUGCUGUUUGCCUACUGCAAUCGUCGCGGCUGCGCGAUAUCGCAACUUCAGCCGGCGUCAAUAGUGAAUUUUGUCGGGAUUCUCCAGCUCGGGCGUGACAUUCGGGCUCACAUCAAUGUAGCCCAAUUCGAGGAGCUUUUUAUUAUGAAGGUCUCGUCGGCAAAAAGUUGGUUUCUGUCGGUGAAUUUCAACCUGAAGUUCGACCUGGUUACUGGGAACAAGGCUAGCAAAUUUCCGAGCUGUGACCAAAGCUACUUCUUUGUUCGCGUCGAUUCAUUGUCUGCUGAGAAUCCGGAGAGCACGUUCCGGACUGGCUGGAGUGUCGACUUUGAUCACCACGUUCCAGGAUUCAUUCAACGCUCCCUUACAUCCAACCUAGCAAAGCAGCUCAGUCUCGCCGGACAGCGCCGUUGGCCCCUUGCUUACCGGGAGAAGAUUGACCGUCGGAUAAAGAGAGCUCAGGACAGAGCCAAAACUAAGACUGAACCCAGCUCGUCGAGGCCGGUUCCGAAGAAGAAGAAAUCAAGGAAAAACAGCAAAUCGAGUCGGAGGAGGAUGGCAUUCGACAGAUCGGAUAUUCCGAUGAUGGACUUUGGGGCUGACGAAGAAGAAGACAAUGCCCCAAUUGAUGUUGUCAGUCUCGACGGGAACGAGGCCGACGAUGGCGUUGAAGCCGCUGGUGGGGACGAGGUCGACAACGUCCCAGUCGGCCCAGUUGAUCCUUUGGUCCCGGUUGCGGAACCAGAGGGCGACGUGGCGGGAACUAGCGUUCCUGAGGUGAUUCAUCAGCCUCAAAUGGAGGAAGGCGAAAUUGGUGAGCAGGAUGAGGACGAGCUCACCAUCGCCGACCGUGCCCAGAGGAAGAAGGGCAAGUCCUCGAAGAAAUCGUCUCGGAAGAGGGGUGGUGAUCCCGAGACGGCUGCGAGUGAGGGGACUCUGGUCCUUCACGGAAGGGACAUCGGCGGGUCGCCUACUGCUUCUCAGAUUCCCCCAGCGGAUCCGGCAGCUGAGACCGGAAAUCCGAGAUCGUCCAAGAAGCGUCGGACCUCUGACUCGUCCUCCUUUUCAGUCCGGCUCAACUACAACAAGGACCGGUCCUUCUUUGACGACUCGACUGCCUGCGCCGAGCUCUUCAGGCAGAUCGUGCCGGCCUCGUCUCCAAUGCCUGAGACCAAAGACCAUUUCUGCCCCAACUCGUCUGUGAUACCAACGAGCUCGUCCGCGAGUACGACUCUGAGGCUGAGGAAGAUUAAUGCCGAGGUCGCUGCUGAGAGGGCGUCGUUGGAAGCGUCGUACCGGGACAAGAAGGAGAGGUACGAAGCUUCAGUGCUGGCCUUUAGUGAAAAGGAUAAGGAGAACCUUGUCCUAAAGGAGCAGGUUGCGGCUCUGGAAAGGCGGACUGCCGAGCUGGAGGGCGACAUGGACGCUCUGUCCAAGUCGUUCAAGACGAGCGAGCUCGAGAGGCGGAAGUACCGAGAUGCCGAGUCAAAGGGCCGGAAGAUGAUGGCCGCGCUCAGAGGCAAAUGCGAGGGGAAGCUUGCCAAGGUGAAGGACUUCAUGGACAAGUCUGAGCUUUAG
Molecule: messenger RNA, 2130 nt
Organism: Eutrema salsugineum
Lineage: Eukaryota; Viridiplantae; Streptophyta; Magnoliopsida; Brassicales; Brassicaceae
Product: meiosis-specific protein ASY2-like
Exons: 4
Coding region: 1-2130 (709 amino acids)
Source: RefSeq, a predicted model, not a curated record